UUUCCAACGACUUUUAAAACAUAUACGCUUAGUCAUUGCAUUUUAGUAAUAACAAAUCAUUUCAAUAAGGUUUUCGUCGUUACCCACUAUCCUUUGUUAUCAUUUCAUUACAAAACAUAACAACACAGCAAUCAUCAUAUAGUAUGAUCAUUCCAACAUCUCUCUAAGGUCUUUGUUACAUUGAUCAAAGUUUUUCAAUACUGUUAUUUACUUUCUGUACGUUUCACAAAUAAAAUCAAUAAUGGGAGGGUACAGAGCCGACGACGACUACGAUUAUCUCUUUAAGCUAGUCUUGAUCGGAGAUUCCGGCGUCGGAAAAACCAACCUCUUGUCCCGGUUCACCAGAGAUGAAUUCAGUAUCGAGUCAAAGUCAACCAUCGGUGUAGAAUUUGCCACGAAAAGUGUUCAUGUCGACGAGAAAAUCAUCAAAGCUCAGCUUUGGGAUACCGCCGGUCAAGAAAGAUACAGAGCAAUCACGAGUGCAUACUACAGAGGAGCAGUAGGGGCUCUUCUAGUUUACGACAUAACUAGACACAUAACGUUCGAAAACGUUGAACGAUGGCUCAAGGAGCUUCGUGACCAUACCGAUGCCAACAUUGUGAUCAUGCUUGUUGGAAACAAAGCUGAUCUUCGUCACCUUCGUGCUGUUCCCACGGAAGAAGCUAGAUCGUUUUCUGAAAGAGAGAACAUGUUCUUCAUGGAGACUUCUGCUCUUGAUGCUACAAAUGUUGAGCAAGCUUUCACUCAUGUAUUGACUCAGAUCUAUCGUGUUAUGAGCCGUAAGGCUCUUGAUGGUACUGGAGACCCAACCUAUUUGCCUAAAGGACAGUCCAUUGAUAUUGGAAGCAAGGAUGAUGUUACUGCUGUUAAGUCCUCUGGUUGUUGCUCAGGUUGAGAUUAUGGUUUUAAGGUUGGUUUCAUAACACAAACCGAAUCUGCAUCGACUUGAACAUUGGUCCGGUUAAUAAGGCCGUUUUAGCCUGAAACUAGACUGAAUCCAACCGAAAUAUCUGGGUUAGACUUCAGCUCUAGUUUUUAUAGUAUAACAAACUUCAAUCGAAAAACCUUCAGAUGUGCAUCCUAAACAUGUUACUUAAAUUUGUAAUAAUGAUUCUUAUUGAUAUGCUUGGUACUUUGUUUAGCAAUUGAGAUCUGGUUUUCUA
Raphanus sativus (radish) is the source of this 1163-nucleotide messenger RNA. Its product is annotated as ras-related protein RABA1e-like. The coding region runs from base 242 to 895 and encodes 217 amino acids. Gene Ontology annotation, molecular function: GTP binding; GTPase activity. The transcript is spliced from 2 exons. The record is from RefSeq and is a predicted model, not a curated record. Gene Ontology annotation, cellular component: endosome. NCBI's taxonomy places the organism in Eukaryota, Viridiplantae, Streptophyta, Magnoliopsida, Brassicales, Brassicaceae.